This is a messenger RNA of Sinocyclocheilus anshuiensis, 694 nucleotides long. Its product is annotated as zinc finger CCHC domain-containing protein 24-like. Bases 3 to 632 code for a protein of 209 amino acids. Gene Ontology annotation, molecular function: zinc ion binding; nucleic acid binding. The transcript has 4 exons. NCBI's taxonomy places the organism in Eukaryota, Metazoa, Chordata, Actinopteri, Cypriniformes, Cyprinidae. The record is from RefSeq and is a predicted model, not a curated record.
AGAUGAGUCUUUUCAACUGGGUUUAUCUGUCGCUGCAGGAGUCUGAGAGAAACGCUGAGCUUGAUGGGAACUACAGCAUCAAGCCAAAGGAGGAUCUGGACUCACAUCUCCACUCCAGCAUCAUCAGCAGCUUCACUCACGAGCGCACGGAGACUCUGUGUAGCCAUUUAUAUAAGGACUCGUCUCCCUACGGCUCGUUAAACAACAUCGUCAAGGGCCUGAGUUUACUGACGGACAGCUUUUCUGACCUCUCUCUGACCUCUGAACCCAGAAAGCCCUGCAAGAAACCUCCGCCCAACUACCUGUGCCACCUGUGCUUCAAUAAAGGCCACUACAUCAAAGACUGUCCGCAGGCUCGUCCUAAAGGAGAGGGUCUGACGCCGUAUCAGGGGAAGAAGAGGUGGUUCGGCGAGUACAAGUGUCCCAAAUGCAAGAGGAAGUGGAUGAGUGGAAACUCUUGGGCCAACAUGGGUCAGGAGUGCAUCAAAUGCCACAUCAACGUCUAUCCUCACAAACAGCGUCCUCUGGAGAAACCCGACGGUCUGGACGUAUCGGACCAGAGCAAAGAACAUCCUCAGCAUCUGUGUGAGAAGUGUAAGGUGCUCGGAUACUACUGCCGUCGCGUUCAGUGACCUCUGACCCCCGAAGACCCCCGUCACGCCAGCAUCGCAGUGUUCACCGAUUCCUCACCGAC